AUGGAAGCAUGGAAUCACUUGGAAGAUAUUUUUCAGGACAACCAAAAUGCUCGAGUUGUCACUCUUGAGAAAGAAUUUUCUAACACUCGUAUGGAGGAUUUUCCCAAUGUCUCUACUUACUGUCAUCGUCUUAAGAUGCUUUCUGGUCAAUUGAGAAAUGUCGGCUCCCCUGUCAACAAUCAUCAUUUGGUCCUUCAGCUGAUCUCUGGUCUCCUAGAAACUUACCGCAGUGUUGCUACUUUGAUUCGCCAGAGCAACCCUCUUCUAGCAUUCUAUCAGGCUCGUUCCAUGCUCACUUUGGAAGAAGCCGAUAUGGCUACGAUGGAAAACACAGGCUCUCAUGCUUCUAUGCAUACCACUCAUUCGAAACCUACUGAAGACAUCUCUCAAUAUGACACCCCCCACACACACAACCGUUCUCGCUCCCGUGGCAACCAGGGUCGUGGAACGGGACGUGGUAACCGUAGUACACCUCAGUCUGGAGCUCCCAACGCUCCCUCACCUUGGUCCGCUCCUCCUUGGCAACAACAACAUCAGUACCCGACCUGGCAUAAGAAAAAUUAUUAUGGAUCCUUUGAGCGUUAUAAGGCUCGUCUUGUAGGUGAUGGCAGUUCACAUGUUGCAGGUGUGGAUUGUGAUAAGACUUUUAGCUCCGUGGUGAAACCCGCUACCAUUCGAACAAUGCUUACCAUUGCUCUCUCCAAAUCCUAG
This is a messenger RNA of Lathyrus oleraceus (garden pea), 711 nucleotides long. RefSeq lists its product as uncharacterized. The record is from RefSeq and is a predicted model, not a curated record. Bases 1 to 711 code for a protein of 236 amino acids. Lineage: Eukaryota; Viridiplantae; Streptophyta; Magnoliopsida; Fabales; Fabaceae. The transcript is spliced from 2 exons.